AAGUUGAUGUGUGAACACACGUACAAUAUACUACACGUAUAAAUUGUCGCUUUUGGUUGCGGGCCAAUCGUCAUAUUCAUUUUGGAAAUCCUUAUUCGAAAUUUCGCUAAUUCAUCGUAAUUUGACAAAGGAACAUUUUUACCAAGAGACGUGAGUGUAUUUUGGUUGGUAAAAUUUCAUAACAUUUGUGUAUUUGACUUGUGCGAUCACAGCGAACUAAAACCAAAAUAAAAAAAUAUUGUGAAACGAUCAUCAACUCGCGUGAAUGUUUGCACACGACAAUUCAUAGAGAAAAUUUUUUUUGACGUACAACAGAAUCGUUUCUGAAAAGCAUACGAGAAUUAAGGGAAGCAGAGUGCAGUAAUAUACGAGAUAAAGACUAAUUUUUGUUCAAUAUGCUUAUCACAAUCAAAAAUUUACAACAGCAAACUUUUCACGUGGAGUUCGAUCCAUCGGAAACGGUUUUGAAACUGAAGCAAAAGAUCGAAGCCGAACGUGGCAAGGACUAUCAAACAGAAAGCCAAAAACUUAUUUAUGCAGGUAUGAUAUUAGCUGAUGAAAAAACCAUUGCAUCAUACAAUUUCGAUGAAAAAAAGUUUAUUGUUGUUAUGGUAAAUAAAAGUGCAAAGAAAGACACGAAAUUGGAAGAAGAAGCAGCAUCUACAACGAUCACCUCUACAUCAUCGACCACAAAAACCGAAGAGGCCGGUUCAACAAAUAUAAAAGCAGCCACGAACGUUGAAUCGAAAUCGGAACCUGCGAAAACAGAUGAGUCUGUACCCAGUGAAAGUACACCCGCUGUAACAGCACAACAGCAAUCAGUGCAAUCAGCGGCCGAAUCAGCACUUAUAACUUCAGGUGAUGAAUAUAAUAGCAUGAUAACAAACAUUAUGGAAAUGGGUUAUACCAGAGACGAGGUGGAACGAGCGUUACGCGCCAGUUUCAACAACCCAGAUCGUGCUGUUGAAUAUUUGCUAAGCGGAAUACCAGACAGUGGCAAUUUGGAAGAGUUGAAUAAUCCAGUUGGUAGUGCAGCUGGUGGUGGACUUGUUGACGAUGGUGCUAGUAAUAUCAAUAUUCCGCCCACAUCCGAAGGUAAUGCAGAUCCAUUGUCAUUUCUACGUAGUCAACCUCAAUUCCAUCAAAUGCGAAAUUUAAUCCAUCAAAAUCCCGAAUUGUUAAAUGCUGCAUUGCAACAGAUUGGUCAAACAAAUCCGGCUUUACUACAAUUGAUAUCGGAAAAUCAAGAAUCCUUCCUGAAUAUGUUGAACGAACCAAAUGCCGAUGAAUUGAACGUUGAUGUAGCUAAUAGUGGUGUUGGUGGACUUUCCGCAUCGACUGGAGACGUUGCUGGAGAACAACGGCCAUCUGAUGCAACACUUCUUUUAACAGCGCAAGAUCGUGACGCUAUUGAACGUCUCAAGGGACUUGGAUUCCCAGAACAUUUGGUAUUGCAAGCCUAUUUUGCAUGUGAGAAAAACGAAAACUUAGCCGCAAAUUUUUUGUUGUCAUCAAACAUGGAUGAUUAACUAGAAAUUGACGUUGUCGUGAAAUUCGGAGGAUAAAAAAAAAAGAAAAUAAUAAUUUAGCCAAAAACUCAAGAGGAAAAAUACGCAAAUAAACAACAUAGAAAGUUUAAAUUCAAUCAUUCGAAGCAAAAAAUAGAAUAAAUCAGAGAACAUUAUAUUCUUGCAACAAAUGACAAACAUUAAGUUCGCAACUUAAAAAAACUAUAGUUCUAUAGAAGUAACAAGCUUAAAAAAUUCACAAAAACAAUUUUCAAGACUCACCAUCAUAUUUUUUCCAGAUAAAAUUCUUUAAUAACAAUAAUUCAAAUUAAUGAGCCAUCCGGGUAUAUAAAUUUCAACCAGCAAAGCUUUUUAUUUAAUAAAAAAAAUACUUUAUCGAAA
Contarinia nasturtii (swede midge) is the source of this 1910-nucleotide messenger RNA. It is a transcript of the gene Rad23, whose product is annotated as UV excision repair protein RAD23 homolog A. Gene Ontology annotation, cellular component: nucleoplasm; cytosol. The transcript has 8 exons. The record is from RefSeq and is a predicted model, not a curated record. NCBI's taxonomy places the organism in Eukaryota, Metazoa, Arthropoda, Insecta, Diptera, Cecidomyiidae. Bases 396 to 1529 code for a protein of 377 amino acids. Gene Ontology annotation, biological process: nucleotide-excision repair; proteasome-mediated ubiquitin-dependent protein catabolic process. Gene Ontology annotation, molecular function: proteasome binding; ubiquitin binding; damaged DNA binding.